CCCUCCGCGAUUUUCCAUUUACUGACUUACCUACCCACUACAUGGAACAAUUUCUUUGAUCUUUCUUCUCCCAACUAUGCAUUGACUGCUUAGAGGUCCCUGAACUUCUCUGCCUCUCUCUGAUCCUCAUCCGCCACAGAAUAACAUAACCUGAGGGCUUGCUAGUAACCGUUCUGGAAGGCAAGAAAUGGGCUCUGGUUCUCCUCCUCCCUUGGGUCCGAAACCCAAGUCCGCUCUCCCCUCAUAUCUGAUUAACGGUAGCUCUCCAUUGAGCGGCUCUACGGCGACUCGCGAUUCUCGUGAGCGGGAGAACCUCAACUCUUCCAUCCGUUCCUCUUUCCAUCCUCGCGUUCCCGCCGAAUUUGACUCAUCGUCGACGGAAAGCAUGUCCAACAGCAACAGUGCCUCCAAUGCGGACACAGGAGCUGCCUCGCACUCCCUGGAGCCUACAAGACCCACCCUUCGUGACCCCGCUCGAGAUCCCAGAGACGAGGCAGCACCAUUGACUCCGACUAUCAGUCGACCUGCCAGUCCAUAUACCCUUAACCCUCCGAUUGACUUCGACGGGUUGAGCUGGCCUUGUCCUGGCACCAGGGCCAGACUGGAGUCGACCCCAGAACAAACCGAAGAAAGAAUUCAGAAAUUGGCAGGGGCAGUGAAAACUAUCUUCGAAUGCAUCGGCGAGGAUCCGGACAGAGAAGGUCUUAGGGAGACUCCGGAGAGAUAUGCCAAAGCUCUUCUUUUCUUCACUAAGGGCUACGAAGAAAAUGUCAGGGACCUUGUAAAUGGAGCAGUCUUUCACGAAGACCACGACGAGCUGGUCAUUGUGAAAGAUAUCGAGGUCUUCUCGCUAUGCGAACAUCAUAUGGUUCCCUUCACAGGAAAGAUGCAUAUUGGCUAUAUCCCUGACCGUCGCGUCCUUGGUCUUUCAAAGCUUGCUCGUCUGGCUGAAAUGUUUUCCCGACGACUACAAGUCCAGGAGCGUCUCACCAAACAAGUCGCACUAGCAAUCUCAGAGGUACUGAAGCCCCGAGGUGUGGGCGUGGUCAUGGAGUCGUCUCACCUCUGCAUGGUUAUGCGCGGCGUUCAAAAGACGAGCAGCACAACCACCACGAGUUGUAUGCUCGGAUGCAUGCGGUCCAGUGCGAAAACUCGAGAGGAAUUCUUGACCCUCUUGAAUCGCAAAUGAACUCGGCAGAUUUUCCGCGUUCUCACGAAAUUUAACAUCGAACUGUAUAUCAAGUUACGUUCUGUCGAUCUCACUAUUUAGCGGAGUUAUGGUGGCGGCCUUUCAACAGGUAUGCCGGGUUAUGGUUCAUUCAACCUCGGCAGGCAACUAAUUACCAUUCAUUUCGCUGGUAUUCAAACUUAUCUCGGUCUGAUUAUCAUCUCACAUUGGCUUCUAUUCAUUUUCUUGAUU
Paecilomyces variotii is the source of this 1420-nucleotide messenger RNA. Its product is annotated as GTP cyclohydrolase I. Lineage: Eukaryota; Fungi; Ascomycota; Eurotiomycetes; Eurotiales; Thermoascaceae. Bases 188 to 1189 code for a protein of 333 amino acids. Gene Ontology annotation, biological process: tetrahydrofolate biosynthetic process; tetrahydrobiopterin biosynthetic process. Gene Ontology annotation, cellular component: cytoplasm. Gene Ontology annotation, molecular function: zinc ion binding; GTP binding; GTP cyclohydrolase I activity. The transcript has 4 exons. The record is from RefSeq and is a predicted model, not a curated record.